CCUCAAAGCAAUCUCAGUUUCUGAAAGCGAAUAUGUUUUCCGGUAGGGCUUUAAGGUACGCCUUGUUUCCGUUUUCUUUCCCGUUCGCCAAAUCCUAAGAGCAUUGAAGAAGCUAUCUCUUCAUUUCAUGGCUUGCUUCAUAUGAAUCCCCAACCCUCUAGAGCUCAUAUUGAUAAGAUUCUAGGAUCUGUCGCGAAGAUGAAGCAUCACCGAACUGCUAUUUCCCUUUUCGCAAAAGCAGAAUGCAAGGGAUUCACGCCUUCUUUAUUUACUCUGAGCAUCUUAAUCAAUUGUUACUGCCAUUUGGGCAAUAUGUCUUUUGCUUUCUCUAUACUAGGGAAGAUUCUCAAGAUGAGCCGUCAGCCAGAUAUAAUAACUUUAAAUACUCUGUUGAAAGGUCUCUGCAUUAAUAAUAACGUUAGAGAAGCCCUUGUCUUUCAUAGUGACUUAUUGACAAAAGGAUUUCAGUUAAAUGAAGUAAGCUAUGGUACCCUGAUCAAUGGCUUCUGUAAAAUUGGAAAAACGUCCGCUGCUCUUCAAUUGCUUCGAAAGAUGGAGACAGGGUUAGUUAAGCCUGGUUUAGUUAUCUACAACACAGUCAUAGAUGGUCUUUGUAAAGAAGGGCUUGCAAUUGAGGCAAAAAAAUUAUAUCAUGAAAUGACUGAUAGGGGAAUAUCUCGGGAUAUUGUUACCUACAACUCUCUAAUAUAUGGUUUCUGUUGCAUGGAUCAAUGGCACGAAGCCACUUGGUUUCUAAAUAAAAUGGUGGUAGAAGGCAUCAGACCUAGUAUUUAUACCUUCAAUAUAUUGAUAGGUGCAUUUUGUAAAAAGGGGAGGAUAACCAAAGCUGAGGCAAUAGUUGGUAGGAUGAUGAAAUGUGGUACAAAGGGUGAUGUUAUUACUUACAAUUCUUUAAUGGAUGGGUACUAUAUGAUGAAUAAUGUUGAUGAGUCGAAGAAGGUUCUUAAUAGAAUGAUCAAAAGUGAUGUGUUGCCUGAUGUUUUCAGUUACAAUAUCUUGAUUAAUGGGUUAUGUAAAAUGAAGAGGAUUGGUGAAGCAAUGGAUCUCUUUCAGGAAAUGCAAUGCAAAGGUUUGUUUCCUGAUAUUGUGACAUAUAGUACUCUUAUUGAUGGCCUGUUCAAAUCAGGAAAGAUCUCAAACGUGCAGGAACUUAUUUACGAUAUGCAUGAUAGUGGUCAUCUACCUAAUAUAGUAACCUACAAUGCCUUGUUAGAUGGAUUGUGCAAGAGCCAGCAUCUUGAUGAAGCAAUUAUGCUAUUUAAAAAAAUGGGCGUCCUGGGAAUACAACCUGAUAUUUACACAUAUACCAUUCUUAUUGAUGGCUUGUGCAAAGGGGGCAGGUUAAAUGCUGCACAACAGAUUUUUCAGUAUCUUUUAGUCAAAGGCUAUCGUUUGGAUGUCCAAGCAUAUACUGCUAUGAUCAAUGGACUUUGUAAGGAGGGCUUGUUUGAUGAGGCAAAGACAUUACUUUUUCAAAUGGGAGAGAAUGGAUGUCUCCCAAAUUUUGUAACUUUUCAAACAAUCAUUGGAACUCUUCUGGAAAAAGGAGACAAUGAUAAGGCAGAGAAUCUUCUUGAUGAAAUGAUUGUUAGGGGUCUCCUAAGCCUCAGUCCGGAAUCUCUCAAUAGGUUUAUAUGCUUGGUCUUGCAAUCUCGUACUCGCAGUGCCAAGCAGAAGAGGGACCUUCCAUUCCUAGGCUCGCAGUCGCAGCCGGCGUCCGGAGAUAGCGGAAGACUUUUUGUGGCGAGCGAUUGUAAUCUUCUGGCGUCUGGUUCUUCACCAGUCCCAUUGUCCCCUUCCUCCUCAAAGCUGUUCUGUAAAACUACAAGGUACGCCUUCCUCAGACAUUUUUCCCAUUCGCCAACUCCUAGGAGCAUUGAAGAGGCUAUCUCUUCAUUUCAUGGCUUGCUUCAUAUGAAUCCCCAACCCUCUAUAGUCCGUAUUAAUAAGAUUCUAGGAUCUGUCGCGAAGACGAAGCAUCACCGAACUGCUAUUUCCCUUUUCUCAAAAGCAGAAUGCAAGGGAUUCUCGCCAUGUUUGGUUACUCUAAACAUCUUGAUCAAUUGUCACUGUCAUUUGGGUAACAUGCCUUCUGCUUUCUCUAUUCUAGGGAGGAUUCUCAAGAUGGGCUGUCAGCCAGAUAUAAUAACUUUGAAUACUCUGUUGAAAGGUCUCUGCAUUAAUAAUAACGUUAGAGAAGCCCUUGUCUUUUACAAUGACAUAUUGACAAAAGGAUUUCACUUAGAUGAGGUAAGCUAUGGCAUCCUGAUUAAUGGCUUCUGUAAAAUUGGAAAAACGUCUGCUGCUCUUGAAUUGCUUCGAAAGAUGGAGAGAGGGUUGGUUAAGCCUGGUUUAGUUAUCUACAACACAGUCAUAGAUGGUCUUUGUAAAGAAGGGCUUGCAAUUGAGGCAAAAAAAUUAUAUCAUGAAAUGACUGAUAAGGGAAUAUCUCGGGACAUUGUUACCUACAACUCUCUAAUAUAUGGUUUCUGUUGCAUGCAUCAAUGGCACGAAGCCACGUGGUUUCUAAAUAAAAUGGUGGUGGAAGGCAUCAGACCUAGUAUUUAUACCUUUACCAUAUUGAGAGAUGCAUUUAGCAAAGAGGGGAGGAUAACCAAAGCUGAGGCAAUAGUUGGGAGGAUGAUGAAAUGUGAUACAAAGGCUAAUCUUAUUACUUACAAUGCUUUAAUGGAGGGGUACUCUAUGAUGAAUAAUGUUGAUGAGUCGAAGAAGGUUCUUAAUAGAAUGAAAAGUGAUGUGUUGCCUGAUGUUUUCAGUUACAGUAUCUUGAUUAAUGGGUUAUGUAAAAUGAAGAGGAUUGGUGAAGCCAUGGAUCUCUUUCAAGAAAUGCAAUGCAAAGGUUUGUUUCCUAAUAUUGUGACAUAUAAUACUCUUAUUGAUGGCCUGUUCAAAUCAGGAAAGAUCUCAAACGUGCAGGAACUUAUUUACGAUAUGCAUGAUAGUGGUCAUCUACCAAAUAUAGUAACCUACAAUGCCUUGUUGGAUGGAUUGUGCAAGAGCCAGCGUCCUGAUGAAGCAGUUAUGCUAUUUAAAAAAAUGGGCGUCCUAGGAAAACAACCUGAUAUUUACACACAUGCCAUUCUUAUUGGUGGUUUGUGCAAGGAUGGUAAAUUAAAUACUGCUCGACAAGUUUUUCAGUAUCUAUUGGCUAAUGGUCAUCCUCCAGAUGUCCAAGCAUAUACUGCUAUGAUUAAUGGACUCUGUAAAGAGGGCUUGUUUGAUGAGGGACGGGCGUUACUUUUUCAAAUGAUUGACAAUGGGUGCCUCCCAAAUUUGGUAACUUUUAAAACAGUGAUUGGAGCUCUUUUGGAGAAAGGUGAGAAUGAUAAGGCGGAGAAUAUUCUUCAUGAAAUAGUUGCUAGAGGCCUUCAAAGACGAUAAAAGAAAGCUAGAUACUUGUUUUCAUGUUGAAAUUUGUUGAAAUAUUUAACGAAUGCAAUGUCUGACAGCAGCUGAAAUUUAAAGGCAAUUAAAGUUGUUUUCACUUUUUA
Neltuma alba is the source of this 3533-nucleotide messenger RNA. Its product is annotated as pentatricopeptide repeat-containing protein At1g64100-like. Gene Ontology annotation, biological process: mitochondrion organization; RNA processing. Gene Ontology annotation, cellular component: mitochondrion. NCBI's taxonomy places the organism in Eukaryota, Viridiplantae, Streptophyta, Magnoliopsida, Fabales, Fabaceae. The transcript has 3 exons. The record is from RefSeq and is a predicted model, not a curated record. Bases 142 to 3423 code for a protein of 1093 amino acids. Gene Ontology annotation, molecular function: protein binding; mRNA binding.